Molecule: messenger RNA, 478 nt
Organism: Nannospalax galili (Upper Galilee mountains blind mole rat)
Lineage: Eukaryota; Metazoa; Chordata; Mammalia; Rodentia; Spalacidae
Product: diacylglycerol kinase alpha-like
Exons: 3
Biological process (GO): intracellular signal transduction; diacylglycerol metabolic process; lipid phosphorylation
Cellular component (GO): plasma membrane
Molecular function (GO): ATP-dependent diacylglycerol kinase activity
Source: RefSeq, a predicted model, not a curated record
GCUGACCUUAGCACUGGUCCAUGGGAGCCUGGGCAUCUUGUCCUUUCCCUGGCAAGGGCUGAAAGCGCCUACAGAGGGUAGAGGGCCCUUGGGGAUCUGUGGAGAUGGGCUCAGAGGGCUCUUUGCGACUCAGGCUAACCCAUCUUCUCCUCUACUUCUAGGGUACGAGGGUGAGAAUUUGGGGAAGAUCCUUAAGGAUUUAGAGAUGAGUACUGUGGUGCAUCUAGAUCGAUGGUUCCUGGAAGUGAUACCCCAACAAACUACAGAGAAGAGUGAUCCAGUUCCUUCUCAAAUCAUCAAUAACUACUUCUCCAUUGGUGUGGAUGCUUCUAUUGCUCACCGAUUCCACAUCAUGAGAGAGAAAUAUCCUGAGAAGUUCAACAGCAGAAUGAAAAACAAGCUAUGGUAUUUCGAAUUUGCCACAUCUGAAUCCAUCUUCUCUACAUGCAAAAAGCUGGAGGAGUCUUUGACGGUGGAG